Messenger RNA from Wallemia ichthyophaga EXF-994, 1092 nucleotides. RefSeq names its product putative UDP-glucose 4-epimerase. Gene Ontology annotation, biological process: beta-D-galactose catabolic process via UDP-galactose, Leloir pathway. Lineage: Eukaryota; Fungi; Basidiomycota; Wallemiomycetes; Wallemiales; Wallemiaceae. The coding region runs from base 1 to 1092 and encodes 363 amino acids. Gene Ontology annotation, cellular component: cytosol. Gene Ontology annotation, molecular function: UDP-glucose 4-epimerase activity. The record is from RefSeq and is a predicted model, not a curated record. The transcript is spliced from 2 exons.
AUGACAAGAUUGAAUGUACUUGUAACUGGUGGCAGUGGAUAUAUUGGCUCGCACGUAGUGCUCCAGCUGCUUCUCUCGCAGCGCUACAACGUCGCAGUGAUUGACAACUCAGCCAACUCGCACCCAGAGUCGAUCAAGCGGGUUGAGGAGAUCGCGCAUGCCGAGACGGGCGAGCGUCACAGCGUGCGUCUGUUCCAGGGCGAUCUGAAGCAACGCGGGGAUGUGGAGAAGGUGUUUAACUAUUUCGACGAGCAAGAAGAGAAAAGAGGCGUCUACGGUGUAAUCCACAUCGCAGCUCUCAAAGCCGUCGGUGAGAGUGGGGAAAAGCCACUGGAGUACUACAUGAAUAACAUCAGCGCAUCGCUACAGCUGCUUGAUGUGAUGCGCGCACACAACUGCUUCCGCUUUGUCUACUCCUCCUCAGCUACCGUCUACGGCGAACCUCCAGCGGUGCCUAUCCCAGAGACAUCCCCACUGCAGUCUGAGUCGCCAUACAGUCGCACAAAGGUGUUUUUCGAACAGAUGCUCCGCGAUGUAGCCAACGCGCAGCCGGAUAAAUGGCGUAUUCUCUCCCUUCGCUACUUCAACCCAGCAGGCGCUCACCCCUCUGGUCGUAUCGGUGAGGAUCCCCUAGGAAAACCUAACAAUCUUCUCCCGCUGCUCGCUCAAAUUAGCGUUGGUAGAAGCUACGGUCAGCUCAAGGUGUUCGGUAACGAUUACCCAACGUAUGACGGGACAUGUGUGCGCGAUUACAUCCACGUCAUGGACCUCGCGGCGGGUCAUAUGAACGCACUCGAUGCUCUCGAUAAAGAUGCGGUUUUCCACGACGUAGCUCCAGGGAAGGCGAAAGCGUACAAUCUGGGCACAGGCAAGGGACAGAGUGUUUUGACAAUGAUCGAAAGUAUGCGCAAGGCUAGUGGGUUUGAAUAUCAGUAUGAGAUAGUCGACAGGAGGCCUGGCGAUGUGCCUAAUCUCACGGCUGAUCCCGCUCUGGCUAUCAAGGAACUCGGAUUCAAGACGGUGAGAGGUUUGGAGGAAAUGUGUGCAGAUACGGUGAGAUGGCAAAAGGGCAAUCCAAAUGGAUACAGGUGA